Acanthaster planci (crown-of-thorns starfish) is the source of this 6315-nucleotide messenger RNA. RefSeq names its product ELAV-like protein 3. Lineage: Eukaryota; Metazoa; Echinodermata; Asteroidea; Valvatida; Acanthasteridae. Gene Ontology annotation, cellular component: ribonucleoprotein complex. The record is from RefSeq and is a predicted model, not a curated record. Gene Ontology annotation, molecular function: RNA binding.
UUAUCCGUCCUCCGGGUAUGAGUUAUAAAAACGAAUCCUGCACGUUCUCUGUAUUUUUGUUCGGUACACACAUCCGUACGUUGUGUUAUCUGUAGGAGUUGACAAGUCAUUUCGUUGUACCGAAAAUUUCCCUUAUUUAAGCCGUUUUCUCUUCGUUUGCAACCGAUAAUUUUGCGUCGGCCGACUAGGGCAGGUUUUAGUGCUUAGUGCUCUAGUGUUCUGCGUAUAGGGAAGAGGACAUUUUCCUAUUGGGGCCAUUACUUAGUCUGACUGGUGAGGUCACCCUACAUCGUCGUGCACAUUGCAGCUGGCCGACACCGACUUCGUCAUUCCCCCUCGACCGUCCACCGUCUCUUCGGAAGAAAAAAAAACAGUCACGCUGACUCACUCAACAUUUCCAAUUCAAGUCGGGUCCAGUUAACUCAGGAGCCGAUUUUUUUGUCUUAUAAAAAACCCCAGUGCGACAUUUCUCGGAUUAGCACACUGACGGAGCCCUGGUCAGAGUUGACCCCGCUGCUUGCAUGAAUUGCGUGUACCAAUCCACGGAGUUUACUCGGUCUUCGGACGACUACUCUGCCGGUUCGGAUCCUUCGUCAGCAAGAGUACCUCCAGGAACCAUGAUGGAUGGACCAAGCCAACAGGUGAUGCAGAAUGGCGUGAUGGCAGGCAAGACCAACAACAACAACAACGAGGAGAGCAAGACCAACCUCAUCGUCAACUACCUGCCCCAACACAUGUCCCAAGACGAGAUGCGCUCGCUCUUUGGGAAGUUUGGAGACAUCGAGUCAUGCAAACUCAUCCGGGAUAAGAUCACAGGUCAAAGUUUGGGCUAUGGUUUUGUUAACUACAUGAAGCCAGCUGAUGCCGCAAAGGCUCUCGCCAUGCUGAAUGGACUCCGUUUGUCGUCCAAGAUGAUUAAGGUUUCCUAUGCUCGACCAAGCAGCCAAGCCAUCAAAGAUGCCAACCUGUACAUCAGCGGCAUCCCCAAGAGCUACAAGCAAGAGGAUCUAGACAAGCUGUUUGCUCCCUAUGGCCACAUCAUCACUUCCAGACUCCUCUAUGAUCAAGACUCUGGCACAACUGGGCGCUCACGUGGGGUUGGGUUUGUGCGCUUUGACAAGCGUGUGGAGGCAGAGCGGGCCAUUGAGGCCCUUCACGACAAGACUCCAGAACAUGGCACGGACCCCCUGAUUGUCAAGUUUGCCAACAACCCCAGCCAGAACUUCCACAAAGUGCUGCAGCAGGCUUACAUGACAUGUAUGUCACCGCAGCGCCGUGUCAUGCCCAUCGGAUCGGUUGGACCCAUGCGCCACAUGCCGCCCUGCUUCAGGUGGCAACAUUUAAGCGACAAGAUGCAGGGACUGCUAGGCAAGAUAUUGCCCAAAAACAGCAUGUAUUCACCCAUGACAAUGGCCCAGCAGCAUUCUUGCAAUGACAUGCUCAACACCAUGAACCUCCAAGCCAUGACCAAUAAUGGCAACGGCUGGUGCCUGUUUGUCUACAAUCUCCCUGCCGAGAGCGAGGAGUCCCUGCUCUGGCAGCUCUUUGGCCCAUUUGGGGCGGUCAACAAUGUCAAGGUGGUCCGCGACUUCAACACCAACAAGUGCAAAGGCUUUGGCUUUGUCACCAUGCCCAAGUAUGAGGAUGCGCACCGUGCUAUCGAGGCACUGAAUGGGUACUGUCUGGGAGCGCGCACUCUUCAGGUGUCUUUCAAAAAGGCAAAGAAUGAGUAGACAGGCAUCUUGCAGUCACCAAGGUCCUGCUGUGGAUUAACGGGGGAACAAAUCUGAGAAAGUCACAAACAGAUCGAGAACAAAUCUCAUCCCCCAAAUAAGGGUAAAACAAGAAAAAAAAAACAAAACAAAAUCAGUAAACAAAAAGUGAUACUGUCAAUGAAGGUUUCUGAAAGAGCAUGACAAUGGCUAGAUCGAGUUUUGUCCUAGGAAAGUUUUUAAAUUGGAAAGAGUGAUUAUCUAAAAGGAAUUUGUAUUAGCCCGGUUGUUAUUUUGUUGUGGGCCAAACGCUUUGAAUUUUGUUUUAAAAAGGUUGAGUCUUAAUUGGUUAAAACCAAUUUUUCUUAUAGGAAAAAAAGAUGAAACUAUUUGAAAUUUAAUCAUUUAACAACUUUUCAAUUUCUGAAAAAAAUCAUUUGAACAUGUUUACCGCCUGACUUUUCAGAUUUAAUCAAGUAUUAAAUUUUUUGAUCUUUUUAAGUUCAUGCCAAUCUAAGUAGUUAAAAUGUAUGCAUGCAUACAGUUAUUAAUUUAGCUCUUCGUAUAAAGAAUUGUGUUGAUUGUAUGGAAUUUAAUUGCAGAAAUAUAGAAAAACUAUAUUGAAAAGUUAGUUCUAUCAAUUUAUUAGAUAUUGAUUGACAUGAUUUUUAAGUAUUAACUUUAUUGGCUUUUGUGUUUUGUGUUUAUGUUGUAGUUUAUCAUGUAGAGUUUAACUUAAAGGUGACCAAGAAAAGCAAGCAAAACCAAUCCAUCAACCCAAAGAGCUCACUGAUGAAAAAUAUUAGUAGCCAUGAUCCGAGAUUUUGUUCAGUGCUGGUUUUUGGCAUGACCGGGCAGAUUUGACUCUAGCUUUAUGUUGAAAUUCUCAUUUUAAGGACAAAGAUGACAGUUUGAGAAGGAAAAAAAAAACAAAACAAAACAAUGUGCUGCAUAACAAAUGAAAACUACAUGCUAGGAGGUGUAUCACUGACAAUUCUUGCCCAUUUGACUGUGCACCACAAUACCGUGCUGCUUAAUUUUGUUUUGAGUUAACAAUUAGCUCAGUGAAGGCUUUCCGUGCCAUCUAUUUUUAUAGCAUGUGUAAUUAUGACGUUUUGAUGAUGUGUGAAAUGAUUUGAUCGAGUGGUGGAUAAAUUAAACAAGGCAUGUAAAUGGAGCUUACACUGAGCUAACGUGGACGUAUUUCCAUGGAAAAGGGGAGAGGGACUGGUUGAAGGAUCGAGGGGGAGUUGUCACAUGUCCACUUGGUGUACUGGCGGGAAAUGGAUAACAUUUUAAUUGCAAAACCAGGCUAAUGUAUUCCAAGUUGUUAAAAAGUGAAAAUGGUGAAAAGAUGACAAAAGAGCCAAACAUUAACACACCAGUAAAAAAAAAAGCGGGAAUUAUUUAUUGCGGCUUAUAAUGUCAUUGCCCAGCCUAUGAAUGUCUUGGGUUUUUAAAUUUGCCAUUUCAUCCUCAUAAGCUAUUCCCGUCGAUGCAUGUACUGUAUAUGUAUAUUUCUGGUCACAAAAUGUAAAUAACAUUAGAUGUUGUGUGAAUAAUCGUCCGCAGUUUAUUGUUAAAAAAAACAGGGUUCCUGUUUUAAAAAGAGAGAGGAAAAGAAGAAAAAAAAUCAGUUGUAUAUUCCUCCCACAGUGGCUGCCAAAGAAAACAGUAAAGACAAAAACCGAAUUCACUUGCAAAGAACAUUCUUUGGUAGCUGCGUGAAGGGACUUUAUUUUUCGACUGGCUGAACAUGCUAGCUUCAGCGUGUGAUUGGUUUUUGUUCCGUUGGAUAGUUUUGUGACUUUGGUUGAGUUUGUGGACAUUGUUUCCAUCAGUUUCUUUCGCUUUAUACAAAAAAAAAUAGCAUUUGCGUACUGUGUCGUUUGGAAUCUGCUGCUAAUAGUGGUUGAUAACAGGAAAAAAAAAAAAAAGAAACAAAAAUACUGCAAGCAGUUCAUCUGUGGCCAAAAGGUGCUACGUACUCUUCGCUAUUAUAGACUGUUAAACAUCUAAUUAAGAUUCUUUGCUUUGGAGACAAUCUGUGUUUAGUGACAAGUGAUUUUUGUGAUAUUAUGGAAUAUAUUUAAUCCAUUAUAACAUUUUUGCAUGAAUUCUUAUUGUUGCUUCUAUUUUAAUGCUUUUUCGCUCUAUACAUAUUAUCAAACAAGGUACCAUGUAGUAGCUUUUUCCAGUUAUGAAUUUAAAAGAUUCAUGUUGGUGAUUUCUGUAAAUGACUUGUGGUUAUUUUGGGGUUCGCCCAACAGCUAGCUAAAAUGUGGUAUGUUUCCAAGCUAUUAACGCACCAAGCUAGAAAAAGUCAGAUUUUUGUGAAAUUCUUUGCCAAGGUUGUAGCAGAAAAGUAAAGCAUUUGAUUGAGUUGACUUGGUUCUUAAGGAUCUUGCUUGAGUUGAUUUGGGUUUUUUUCCUUUUGGCAAACGAGCAGCAUGGGUCACGUAGAAAAUGUUAAGAAGUAAAAAAAGCUCUGAUUUUUCUGGAGAUUGGAAAAAGCUUCUUUUUUUUCGGGGUUGGCAUUUGGCUGGGUGGUGUUAUAUAUCAUUUCUUGUGGGAGUGCUUCGGGUUUACAUUGCACAGAUGAAGACCAAAGACUUACUAAUAGCGGAGGUGAUGUGAGUUGCUAUGUAAAGCAUUAAUGUAAGCCUUGUGCCUGUAAUGAUUUUGGGCCUCCAAGACUUCCCCGUAGAUAUCUCGGAUGAGAUGGUCUUAUAGUAGAUAUCGAUGAGCUUAGUGGGUUUGACAUCAAAUGUCGCCAAACAACAGCAAAACGUUCAACUGUGUCUUUUCCUGUGAAUGCUGGGUAAGGUCAGGCCGGAUGCCGUUUGGCUGUUUGGUAUGUGAAUUGGUUGAGUUCUAUUCCAGAUAUCCUUUUUUUACCCAGUUCAGAACAUCGUACUCCAUGAAGAUUUUGCAGCAAACGCCAAUUCUUCCUACCUGACCUUACCCACUGGGCCCAAUCGUGGAAACAAAACAAAAAGUGUGCUAAAUAUCUUCCAAAAAGAUUUAAAACAAAGUUUCUAUAACUCUUUAUAAGUAAACCUGUGACAGAAAAGGGCCAAGCCAUAUACAAGUAUACAAGAAAUCACUGUUCUUGAAUUAAUGUAAAACGUAUGUAUUAAAAAAAGACCUGAUCCUAGCCUCUUCUUUGAACAGGUACAACCCUUAACACAGAUCAGAAUUCUAUGAUAUGUGGGCUCUGUUUUACAGCCGCAGACUCUGUAUGCAGAAAAUGUGAAUAAGACUAUUGGAUCCUAAGUGCCCAGAUAUUGUAGAAUGUAAACUAUUUUCUAUAUACCGUUCUUUCUAUACCAAGGGUAGGAAUAAAUGGUACUUACUACUGAACUUACUCCAUGAAAUUAUGGAAGGAAAAAAAAAUGCAGCUUUAUUGAACAUUAAGACUUCAGGUCUAUAAUAUGCACAAGUAUUUUGUACAGAGUUGUACAUAACAGAGUAAGGAUUUGUACUGUACAAAAAAGAAAGGGUUCAAAGUAGAUAGAUACACAAAGGGGAAUGCCAGCUUGCUGGUUCUUCCAAGAAAUGAGAGAGGAACGGGUUCAACUCCACCAAAAAAGAGUAGUUUCUUACCAAAAACGAAAUCCUAAAGCUUGUCCAAACUUGAUACAACUAAGAUAAAAUCUUUGGCAUUAACAAGGCGCUGUGCACGGUCCAACUUGCAGAAAAAAAGAAAACAAUUUCAAUCAUAUCAAGCAAAGAUUCUGUCUUGGGAGUUAAGGGUGAGCUCGAGAGAUGUGCAAUCAAAACACCAAACAAAGAAUAAAAAGACCAACGAUUUUUGCUGCUUUACACACAAAAAAGUAAACAGAAGAGGAGGAGUCUAUGCAAGCAUUUCAUCUCAUUCAAAUGUAAUAAAUAUAUCCGCUUUAUAGCUGGCAGCCAUUUAAGAAAAAAAAGCUGAAAAAAAAUUCAGAGAUUCAGAAAAGGGAGUUGCAGCCUUCCCGAGUAGGUCCCUGUGUAGUGUGCUUUCGCUUGUGUUAAGGUUCUUGGAGUACUAGCCAAGCCAGACUCCAUGGACUGGUAGAGUAUCCUCUAGGUACACUUGUCUUUGUUGUGUCUUUGUGUCCUUCCUUCAAAAUCCAUUGAAAACAAAAAUGUUAAAAAAAAAUUCUUCCAGCUUUUUCAGCAGAUUUCUAUAUUUUGACUUCAUCGGUUUCCUGUGUAGUGGAGGAUAAUUAAAGGAAAAGAAACGACUGGAGAAUUUUUAAGGAUUGCACUAAAAUGUGAUAAUGGGUGUCUGUCAGUUGGAAUCGGAGCACUUGUUACGUUUGGGAUAAGUAGACACAAACUACACACUACAGGCACUACCAUGCUUUUACCCCAUGCCCAGCCGGAAUCGCACCACUUGUUGCAAAGAAAAAAAUGGCAGGAGAGUUUUUAUAUAUACUCAAAAACUGAGAGAAAAAGCUUAAAGUAACUCCCUGCUGAUGGUUUUGAAGAGCUCCAAACAAACAUUUUUCAAAGCACUUGUUUGCGUUGUUAAGAAGGGAAAGGGGAAAAAAAGCAUUUUGGGAAUUGGCAUGGGAAAGUGACCCUUAAAGAAAGACACCAAAAUGCGAAAAAAAAA